UGCUCGUCACUUUGUGUUGACUGUUGAUUUGUGUUUAAGUUUGAUAAAAAAUAACCAACAAUAUAUUUUUAUUUUUUCUUUGACAUCAGCAGCUUGUGAUUACAGAUGUUCAGCAUGAAAAUUAAAAAACACAACUAACCUGUUUGAUUACAAUCUUGAUCCAGAAUGUUCACUAGAGAUCCACGAAAUUGUAGAGAAAACCUAUUCAUUAAUUUCAUUUGAGAAGUAUCCAAACUGAAAAAUGGGAAGAAUUCGUUGGACCAGAACAUCUAGGAUAGUUGCUUUAUGCAGUUUUGCAAAUUUCAUCAACAGUGCUGAUAGAGUAAUAAUGCCCAUAGCAAUUGUACCUAUGACUGAUAUUUUCAACUGGACCUUGCACUCUCAGGGAUGGAUACUUUCAGCCUUUGCUUUCGGAUAUUUUACUAGUCAAAUAUUAGGUAGUUUUUGGGCCACUAAAUUGGGAGCAAAAAAUGUUUUGAUUUGCAGUGUAUUACUCUGGAGUAUUGCAACUUUCAUAACUCCACUUUUAGCUGCUAGUAUCACUUCACUUGUGAUAUGCAGAAUUGUUUUAGGAUUUGCAGAAGGACUAG
Molecule: messenger RNA, 590 nt
Organism: Leptinotarsa decemlineata (Colorado potato beetle)
Lineage: Eukaryota; Metazoa; Arthropoda; Insecta; Coleoptera; Chrysomelidae
Biological process (GO): transmembrane transport; monoatomic anion transport
Cellular component (GO): membrane
Molecular function (GO): transmembrane transporter activity
Source: RefSeq, a predicted model, not a curated record